Messenger RNA from Carlito syrichta (Philippine tarsier), 415 nucleotides. RefSeq names its product molybdopterin synthase sulfur carrier subunit. Bases 59 to 325 code for a protein of 88 amino acids. Lineage: Eukaryota; Metazoa; Chordata; Mammalia; Primates; Tarsiidae. The record is from RefSeq and is a predicted model, not a curated record. Gene Ontology annotation, cellular component: cytosol. Gene Ontology annotation, biological process: Mo-molybdopterin cofactor biosynthetic process. The transcript is spliced from 3 exons.
CGUCACCCGGCGUCCCGGACCCAACGGCUGCGAGUCGGUCAGGGGCACUCGGGGCGGGAUGGUGCCGUGGUGCCAGGUUGAAGUAUUGUAUUUUGCAAAAAGUGCUGAAAUAGCGGGAGUUCGUUCAGAGACCAUUUCUGUGCCACAAGAAAUAAAAGCACUGCAGCUGUGGAAGGAGAUAGAAUCUCGGCAUCCUGGAUUGGCUGAUGUUAAAAAUCAAGUGAUAUUUGCUGUUCGUCAAGAAUAUGUCGAGCUUGGAGAUCAGCUCCUCUUGCUUCAACCGGGAGACGAAAUUGCUAUUAUCCCCCCCAUUAGUGGAGGGUAGUGCUUCUGAGCUGUUUAGGUAUGUGAGAUUUGUUUUUCUUAACCAGUCUUAUAGAGAAAAAUUGUAUAGAUGAUAACUUGUAGGUAGUUU